Aplosporella prunicola CBS 121167 is the source of this 3985-nucleotide messenger RNA. RefSeq lists its product as uncharacterized. Gene Ontology annotation, biological process: protein deubiquitination; proteasome-mediated ubiquitin-dependent protein catabolic process; regulation of proteasomal protein catabolic process. NCBI's taxonomy places the organism in Eukaryota, Fungi, Ascomycota, Dothideomycetes, Botryosphaeriales, Aplosporellaceae. Gene Ontology annotation, molecular function: cysteine-type deubiquitinase activity; proteasome binding. The transcript has 6 exons. The record is from RefSeq and is a predicted model, not a curated record. The coding region runs from base 142 to 3834 and encodes 1230 amino acids.
CGAUUCAGCUUCCCCGCGGAGUCAUACGUCCUUCUCAGGAGCACUUCAGCGUCCCCGCGCUGCGCCACGCGACCGCGUCGAGCUCUCACCUCACUCCGGGCGUAGGCUUGCUUCAGCCGAUCGCUGAGCUUCUACGCCCCAAUGGCCGGCCGACCAGGAAAGACCGCCCCGCGCUUGGUCGAAGACUUGUUCAACUAUGAUCCCCGUCAGCGCGUCCGCUCGGGGCGCAACAUCCUCACGGAUGCGCCGCCGCAAUUCGACGAAAAGAAGCCGCCCAUGUCGGCUGUUCCCGGAGGAAGCUGUCGCCACAAGCACAGGAUGUACGACAAGAUGUUCAUGAAACCGGACCAGUGCCUGAAUCCUCUGGCGGAUGAGUCCCCAGAUCACACUUCUGCCUACAAGGUCGCUUCGUACUGCGCGAUCUGCCGCUACCAUUUCACGGUUAUAACGGACUUCCGCGAAGGACCCUGCUUUAGACCUUGCCCAAAUGAUGAGUUCAAGCAGCAUCAUUUCAUCCACAUUUCCAGCAACGUCCGGGGCGCUCGCGCGCAAGACUAUGGUCCAACCGAGCUACACCAGUUCAAGUGUACAAGUGAACAAUGCGGUGCGGUGGUCAAGAUAAGCGUCACACCUCCGCGGAUUACCAGGGAGCAUGAACGUCUUCUAUCAGACUACAACGUCCUACAGGCGCGCUUAAGGGCCGCUCGAAAGAUUGGUCCAGAUCGUCCUGAUCUUGAAGCGGCGCGUCCCGUAGAUCCACUCUACAAUCUAUAUGCUUACAUUCGCGAUUCCUUGGCUGGCAAGCCUGGAAAGAUUCCUGCUUUGAACAGGAAAUUCCUUGUUUCUUUUGGCCAAGAGUGCGAUGAGUUGCUAGAGGAUGUAGGCUUCAGGAAAGAGGUGGAUGAGAAUACCAAGACUCUAUCCUGGCAUGCGCCGCACGUUUCAAGUAAUGAGAACAUCUUGGAAGGGGAUCCCGUAUGGGAGCGCCUGGACGAUAUUCGCCUGGAACUGAUGGUACUGAUCGACAAGCAACCUGGACCUGUAAAGCAGACAUUGAAGAAAUUUGCGUACCAACCUCAACCUUCAAGGGAGAUGGUGGCAAAAGCGCUUGGGUCCUUCAAUUAUGAUCGAAAGCCGAACUCCAGGAGAGAAGAGGGCGAGGAAGAUCACCCGUACUAUGCUGGCCUUGGUGCUGUUGGAGAUUUUUCCGAUAGCCUGCUGGAGUUUGCAUACAAACGCCAAGUUGCGACGGAUCCCCUGAACCUUCCUUACUACUUCGAAUGCCUCCAGGAUCUCGCCACAGGCCGGAAUAGCCCAGAUCUCGAUAUGCUACGGGCCAUAGAAGAGUCGAAAGGAUACGUCAGUCGCAAAGACGCAUCACAAGCAUGCUCUUAUUUUGGGUUUGACAUUGCAAACAUUAACGAACUAGACGAUGACUACAUCAUCUCCUGUUUCAAAUCUCGCAUGCAGGACACAAGCCCAACGCUUGAACAAGAUGUACGGCAACAAUUGCUCAAGAUAGGCCAAUACAAGCAAAGUCAGACGAUCAAGGAUGCUGCAUCCGAUACUCUCGAGACUUACGACCAGGCUUUGUCUUGGAUCGGUGGUACAGCAGACAUGGCAGACGAUUCAAUUGUCGCUCUUGCCGGCGCAAAGAGGUCUGAAUCUGGCGACGAAGCAAAGGUAACACAAGCCAUCAAGAUCAUCGCUGAGUAUAGGAAGAGCGACGAACUUAUGGGUUGGUUGACAACCGGCGAGAUCAACACUCAAGAUAUGGAGAUACAGAAGGCUUGGAGCCUUCUUGGGAUGAGCUAUCCCAAUGACAAGCCUGAUCUCGAAAACCUUGACUUCCAUAUCGAUCAGUUCAAGCAAAUCAACCCGGCACAAGCUACUGAAAUCGACCGCGCAGCGGCAAUUGUGAGGAAGUAUGCUGGAAAUCCCUCAGCAAGCGCACAUGUUGCACCAGCCCAUCCGCCUGCCGAGUGGCCAGUGGGCAUUCAAAACCUUGGAAACACUUGCUACCUGAAUGCUAUCCUCCAGUUUUUGUUUACCAUUAAGCCCCUUCGUCAAUGGGUGCUGAACAUAGACCAGCAUCUGAUGGAAAUAACACCGGAAAACAUGAGGAAGAAGAAAGUAGGGAAUUUACCUGUCACCGAAGAGGUGGUGAAGAGAUCUCAAGACUUCGUGCGCGAGUUGCAACAACUGUUCAAGGACAUGAUAUCUGCGCCCGGGUCUAUCGCCCAUCCCCGGAGCCAGUUGGUCGAACUCGCACUGCAUGCUCCGACCGAGGCCAUUCGCCCCUCGGGUACUGAUGCGGAUGUCCCCUCCGCUUCGGAAGUGGUUAGUGACAGCAAAAGUGACGAAACACUUGUUGGCGACAUGGAUGGUAAUGACAGUAUGCUCCAGGAGAAUCCUGUUGUUGUUAAAGAUGCCGAGAUUGGUCCAACGCAACCCGACCAAGAAGUCCUUCCUGAUGCGCCGUCGGGUUCAGACACGAAAGAUUGCCAAGCAACUCCGGAACAAGAAGUCUCGGCUACGACGCAAGAACCUGCCGGGCCAACGAAUGCAAACGCCGCAAUACCUCCUCCGGAUCAUCCACCGCCAGUUCCUCCUCGGCCGAAUACUUUACCGCAGAAGACUGAGCCUCCCAAGAACCAGCGUAACUUGCAGCAAGAUGCUUCGGAGAUUCUGAGCAACAUUUUGUAUCAACUGAGCUGCGCUAUCCCUGCCGAAGGCCAUACGAAGGAUGGUGAACAGCUCGAUAUAAUCAAAGAUCUUUUCUUCGGGCAAGAACGUGUUACGAAUCUGAAAAAAGAUGGCACUGUGGCCUAUGAAACGACAAUGUUCGAGAGCGAAAGCGUUACUGUCGUCGAAAAGCCCAAGGGAAUCUAUGAAGCUAUCGAUGACUCUCUCGACAAAGCAGCAGUGGAAGGCGACAGCGAGGUGGCAGAGAGAUACACGACACUCCUGCAUGUCCCUCCCAUCCUCAAGUUCGACGUCAAAAGACUGGGUUUCGACAGAGUGAAGCAGACUGCUGUACGCUCAGAACAUCACCUAGGCUUGGAGGAGAUCAUCUACAUUGAUCGUUACCUCGAUAAAGAAGAAGUGUUCAAGAGAAGAGAGAAGGCUUGGCAUCUGAAGAAGACUCUCGCAUCCUACAAAGAGCGGAGGAAUAAGCUUGUCUCGACGCCCGUUGAGCUUGCGGUUCCUGAUGCACUCCAGGCUGCAUCUGAGCUAAUCUCUAACAUCCAAGAGCUGGACAGCGGAGAUGAGAAAUCGUUGGAAACCCCAGUCUCUGACGAACCAUCGCAAAAGCCACUUGUUGAGAAACCACUUUUGGAUGAGCUGGCCACCAAGGCGUCUUCCGCUCGAGGCGAGAUCAAGCAAUUGGAAGAUGCUAUAAAGAAGACCGAGGACGAAAUUGUCCCACUUUUCGAAGACAUGACAUCCGAACCGUACAUGCUACACUCUCUCUUUAUUCACCGCGGCGGUGCCAGCAGUGGUCAUUACCUUGUAUCGAUCCGCGAUUUCGAGCGCAACAUGUGGCGCAACUACAAUGACGAGACCGUCACUGAAGUGACCGACGUUGAGAAGAACAUCUUCGGAAUAGGCGAGCCGUACGCUAAAAUUCUCCCGACUUGCGUCGUAUACGUGCGUGCAGACCUCAAGCAUAAAGGCCAAGACCUCAUCGAGGCACUCUGUCGAGCUCCGAACGAGGACGUCACGAUGGGAGAGAACGAGAAAGUAGACGAGCUGCUAGUGACGGAGGGAAUGGAUCCAGGAGCAGAGGCUGGGUAUGCAACCACGAACGCAAACCCAGCGCCGAGCCACUGAACGCGGUGACUCUUGCAGUUUGAAAUGAACAGCUUUCGCUGGUCCCAGCAAUGUGUUGUUGAAACCACUGAAGCUGACACAAAGGCGCAACAGUGUGCAGGCGGAUAAUUAUGAAGCGGCUGCUGUGUCGCCGACGCAUUCUGAUCUAAUC